Messenger RNA from Vicugna pacos (alpaca), 8659 nucleotides. The record is from RefSeq and is a predicted model, not a curated record. NCBI's taxonomy places the organism in Eukaryota, Metazoa, Chordata, Mammalia, Artiodactyla, Camelidae.
CUGACUGUGCGGCGGGGCAUCCUCCUGACCUGGUAGUACUUUGGUGGGAAGGAUGGUUCCGAGGCUGUUGAGAGAGCUCUGCAACGCUGGUCAAACAGCUCCACGAAAGAUAAGAGUUUUUUUUCAGAUUUUCUUGUGAAACCCUUCUAGUAGAAAAAGUUCUUGGGAUAAACUUCAUUUGACCCAGGCAUAAAGGAAAGAAAAGCCUUGCCAGAUAUUGAAGAAGGGACGGGGAUCUCUCCUCCUAAUCUUGUCCUCCUGUCAUGGAUGAAGAGACUCGACACAGCCUUGAGUGCAUCCAGGCCAACCAGAUCUUUCCCAGGAAACAGCUGAUCCGGGAGGAUGAAAAUCUUCAGGUUCCUUUCCUUGAACUUCAUGGAGAAAGCACAGAGUAUGUGGGCCGUGCUGAAGAUGCCAUCAUUGCCCUUUCUAAUUACAGACUUCACAUCAAGUUCAAGGAGUCUCUUGUUAAUACUGCCUCUCAGUCUGCUGCUUCUGAAAUCCCAGUUCCAUUACAGCUUAUAGAAAGUGUUGAAUGCCGAGAUAUAUUUCAGCUUCAUUUGACUUGCAAAGACUGCAAAGUUAUCAGGUGUCAGUUCUCAACCUUUGAGCAAUGUCAAGAGUGGCUUAAGAGACUGAACAAUGCAAUCCGACCACCUGCUAAAAUAGAAGAUCUCUUCUCAUUUGCAUACCAUGCUUGGUGCAUGGAAGUCUACGCCAGUGAAAAAGAGCAACAUGGAGACCUGUGCAGACCAGGGGAGCACGUAACGUCAAGGUUUAAAAAUGAAGUGGAGCGGAUGGGUUUUGAUAUGAACAAUGCCUGGAGGAUUUCCAACAUCAAUGAGAAGUACAAGCUGUGUGGUAGCUAUCCACAGGAGCUAAUAGUGCCUGCCUGGAUCACUGACAAAGAACUAGAGAGUGUAGCAAGCUUCAGGUCCUGGAAGCGCAUCCCUGCUGUCGUCUACAGGCACCAGAGCAAUGGAGCUGUCAUUGCCCGCUGUGGACAGCCAGAGGUCAGCUGGUGGGGCUGGCGAAAUGCUGAUGAUGAGCACCUGGUGCAGUCAAUAGCCAAAGCUUGUGCCUCUGACUCCCGAUCAAGUGGCAACAAGCUGUCAGCUAGGAACAGUCCUCGAGACUUUGCCAACGCGGGAGACCUUUCUGAUGUGGAGUUUGACUCUUCUCUGUCCAAUGCUUCAGGAGCAGAGAGUUUAGCCAUCCAGCCACAGAAGCUUUUGAUCCUGGAUGCACGCUCCUAUGCAGCAGCUGUAGCGAACCGAGCCAAAGGAGGAGGCUGCGAAUGCCCAGAGUAUUACCCAAACUGUGAAGUUGUGUUUAUGGGGAUGGCAAAUAUUCAUUCAAUUCGGAGGAGUUUUCAGUCUCUGCGAUUGCUAUGCACACAGAUGCCGGAUCCGGGAAAUUGGCUCUCAGCUCUCGAAAGCACAAAAUGGCUCCAUCACCUCUCUGUGCUUUUGAAGUCGGCACUUUUGGUCGUGCAUGCUGUGGAUCGUGAUCAGCGACCGGUGCUAGUGCACUGUUCAGAUGGCUGGGACCGCACCCCCCAGAUUGUGGCAUUGGCUAAGCUCUUGCUGGACCCUUAUUACCGAACUAUAGAGGGUUUCCAGGUCCUCGUGGAGAUGGAGUGGCUGGAUUUUGGCCACAAGUUUGCUGACCGAUGUGGUCAUGGGGAGAACUCGGAUGAUCUGAACGAGCGUUGCCCAGUGUUUCUGCAGUGGCUUGACUGUGUUCAUCAGCUUCAGAGGCAAUUUCCUUGCUCUUUUGAGUUCAAUGAAGCAUUCCUUGUGAAACUGGUGCAACAUACCUAUUCCUGCCUCUUUGGAACAUUCCUGUGCAACAAUGCCAAGGAGAGAGGGGAAAAGCAUACUCAGGAACGGACGUGUUCUGUGUGGUCGCUGCUGCGGGCAGGCAACAAAGCUUUCAAGAACCUACUGUACUCAUCUCAGUCAGAAGCCGUACUGUACCCCGUGUGCCACGUGCGUAACCUGAUGCUGUGGAGUGCAGUGUACCUGCCCUGCCCAUCCCCGUCCACCCCAGCGGACGACAGCUGUGCACCAUACCCAGCCCCUGGCACCAGCCCUGAUGAUCCGCCCCUGAGUCGGCUACCAAAGACUAGAUCAUUUGACAAUCUGACCACAGCCUGCGACAACACGGUGCCUCUAGCCAGCCGGCGCAGCAGUGACCCAAGCCUGAAUGAGAAGUGGCAGGAGCAUCGGCGCUCGCUGGAACUGAGCACCCUGGCCGGUCCUGGAGAGGAGCCUCUUGAUCCUGACACCCUGGGGAAGCCGACCAAAGUGCUGGGUGGCGCUGAGCUGUCUGUUGCAGCUGGAGUGGCUGAGGGGCAGAUGGAGAACAUUUUGCAAGAGGCCACCAAAGAGGAGAGUGGGGUAGAGGAGCCUACCCAGAGGGCGGUGCAGGAGGUCAAAGAGGAGGAGGCUCAUCUAGAAAAGGAGAGCAGGGGGAAGACCCCUGAGGGCCCAGCUGUCAUACUUCAUCAGGAACCAGAACUGGGGGGUGCUGCUCUGAGGAGUGAUCUGGGCACCAGCCUUCUUCUGUUCUCACAGGGUAUUCCUGAGCAGCAGGGUGGGCACAACGUAGUCCCCAGUUGUCUCCAGGAGCUCCCCAAGGGAGAGGAUGCCCAGGACAUCCCUGUGGAACAGUCUCGAAUAGGAGCUAUCGCAGAGGACAGGGAGGAAGCUGUCCUUCCAAUCCCAGUAGAUGCGAAAGUUGGCUAUGGUACCUCACAGUCAAGUUCUCUGCUGCCCUCCCAAGUCCCAUUUGAGGCCAGAGGACCAAACACGGACAGUUCCAUGGACAUGUUAAUGGAAGAUAAAGCAAAGUCAGAAAGUGGGCCCCAAGACCAUCAUAGACCUUGCCUGGUAACCAGUGGCAGGUUCAGUGGCAAGGAUGUGCUCCUUCAAGCCAUGGAGCCCAGGCCUUUGGCGAGGAGCUUGGCUGAGAGGCCCCAAGUGGGAUCUCUGGUGCAUAGGACUUCCCUUGGCAGCACCCACAGCCCGACGCAUUCUCUUUGUGCCUUGCCUUUAGCCGAAUGUAAAGAGGGGCUUGUGUGCAAUGGUGCCCCAGAGACUGAAAAUAAGGCCUCAGAGCAGCCCCCAGGGCUUAGUACCCUCCAGAAGCACCACACCCCCAAUGGGCACUGCGCCAAUGGGGAGGCUGGUAGGAGCAAGGACUCUCUGAGCCGCCAGCUGUCUGCCACAAGCUGCAGCUCUGCCCACUUACACUCGAGGAACUUGCACCACAAGUGGCUGCACAGUCACUCAGGGAGGCCAUCUGCAACCGGCAGCCCUGAGCAGCCUUCCCGUAGCCACCUAGAUGAUGAUGGCAUGCCUGUGUACACGGACACUAUCCAGCAGCGCCUGCGUCAGAUUGAGUCAGGCCACCAGCAGGAAGUGGAGACCUUGAAGAAGCAAGUCCAGGAGCUGAGGAGUCGCCUGGAGAGCCAGUACCUGACCAGCUCCCUACGCUUCAAUGGGGACUUCGGGGAUGAGGUGAGUCCUUCAGAAAAAGGAGGACAGGCCCAAAGCACUCAGUUUCAGCACACAGAUACUUCAAUUCCUGACUCGGAAAGCAAUCUGGAUCAGAACUGUUUGUCUCGCUGCAGCACAGAGAUUUUCUCUGAAGCCAGCUGGGAGCAGGUGGAUAAACAGGACACGGAGAUGACCCGUUGGCUCCCUGACCACCUGGCUGCCCACUGCUAUGCGUGCGACAGCGCCUUCUGGCUUGCCAGCAGGAAGCACCACUGCAGGGACACUGACCGUGUUGAUCAAACGUGGAAUUGUGGGAACGUAUUCUGCUCCAGUUGUUGUAAUCAGAAGGUUCCAGUUCCCAGCCAACAGCUCUUUGAACCUAGUCGAGUGUGCAAGUCUUGCUAUAGCAGCCUACAUCCCACAAGCUCCAGCAUUGACCUUGAACUGGAUAAACCCAUUGCUGCCACUUCAAACUGAAGCUCAGUGACCUGGGGCGGGCAGAGGCCAAGCUGCAGUUCCUCUGACAGGCCCACACAGCCUGGGCAGACCGAGAGGCCCGUGCACUUUGGAAUGGGGACAUGGAACCACCUGUGCAGAAUGAUGGAAAUUUGGGAUGUACCACUGGAUUGUAGAUUGAUACCCCCUCCCAUUUUUUUUCUCCCUUUUCUAUCCUUCUGUCUCCAAAAAAGAAAAAAAUCCCCUCAUCUCAGUUUUUUUUUUUUUUUUUUUUUUGGAUGAAAGACCAGAGGUUGCCAGGCUCCUGUAACUAUUGAGCUGCCUGCUGUCAGGUGAUGCUGAGGUUUGGCUUGGUUCCUCAGAAUGGGAGGAAGCUGGUUGAGUCAGGAGUGGAGGCCUGAGAUAGUGAGCAGGGAAUAAAGUCACUGCUGAUGUUUGUGACUGUUACUGCCGCAUCAGAGCUGGUUGGAAAAACCUUGCUGCUGAGGACACUAAAAAUAUCUGCCCCCGGUGCAGUGCUCCAGGUCCCCUCUCCCUCCUGAGAGAGGCUGGGCCAGUCCCACCCCACAGCCAGAUAAAUGGGAUUGGCAUUUGGAGGGAGGGGCAUGUAGUAAACGGAACCCCGAAGGCCCCCCUUUUGGGGAAGGAAAGGGUAUGUUCCUCUGAGGCAAGUGAGAGGGCUGGGAAUGGGUGACCAGCAUAUUCUCCUCACUGGGAUUCCCUUUUUAUCUUAACCCAGAUUGUCUAGUGCUCCCUUCACUGUCAGCCUCCCUCAGCCAGGCUGUGUAGCACUUCCCACCCUCAGGCAUAAGGGUGCAGACUGGCCAGAGUGCAGUGUCCUGCUGCUGUGGCCAAGGCCAAAGUAUGCCCUGAGCCCAGGCACACCUGGAAGCUCCUUCCCUGGCCUGCUCCCCCAGACAGUCUCUCUUCCUUCCUCAGCCAGCACAGGGAAAUCCAGACUCAGGGUUGGAAAAACUCCCCACUCCCAAACCAAACCAAUCAUGGAUCUCCCCUUUAAGGGGCAGAAUCAGCCUUUCAGAGUACAAGCCUCUGGAAAUGGGAGCAUGUUCCAUACAAUCAGCCUUCCCCCGACGCCCCUUCUUGGAGCGGUGGGAAGGGCCCAGCAGUCCCACUGCCCUGCUCCUGUGCUGCUUCCCAGCAGUGAGGGGCCACUUGGUGACUCUGCAGAGUUCCUUAGAGAAGUAACAGCCCGUAGGAGAUGCGAGGCACCUUUCCUCAGUAAGCUCUGAUGUGGUCCAAAAAGAGCCUUAAAUCAAGAAUACCUGUGGUGGAGGCGCGUAUGGAGAAGAGUGGAAAGGCAUUUAGGUUUGUGCUUUGUGAUCUUGGCAUCCGUGUUUUGUGCCUGCCCUCCCUCCUAGGGGAAGGGCUAUGCUUGGCUCUGCUAAAAGCUGCUAGCUGGUAACAGGGCGCAUUGUGGUGGGCAGUGGGGGUGAGGUCAGGGAACUGUUCUGACUCUUUGGAAGCAGUUCCCUGGCCACAGGCAAGUUGAGUCUCAGGAAGGUGGCUCCUGUGUGUGCCUGGGUACAGUUAAGACGUGACCCAGAAGCCUUCCCUGGAGCUGUCCAGGCAAAGCCAAGAGCAUCUGAGUACGUCUCUCACUUCCCAGUGGCAGCAGGUUGCUCAGAAUUUGAGUUUAGUGAAACAGGGUGUAAGUUCUUCUCCACACUCUGUGUGGUCUGGCCUUGCAGAUAGGGAGAAGUCAGUCUAAUUAAAGAUUGUGCAGUUCCUAGUGACAGGUGCCAAGAGGUUAUGAUACGGGUUUCUUGGGUCUGAUGUACAGUGUGAAUAAAUGCUUGCAGCUCUUAGCCCUUUUUUGAUCAAUGAAGCACUUUUUUAAUAUUUUCUUUGUAUGUAAAGGAGGAAACGUAACCUCCGUAGCUGUAAAUAUAACCCUUUUCUCUUAAAGAGGAGUCAGUGCUCCUAUAUUUUUCAUUUUUUUGUCAAAGCAAGAAGUAAAUACUUUAGAACUGUUAAAUAUAUAAAUAAAGUAAAUAAAGUUUAGUGUUCCGCAUGGUAGCAUUUGCUAACACGUUCUAAUUCUUUUCCCUGUGGUUUAUUCCCUCCUCAUCCCAUUUUUCUCUUACACAGAAGCAAUUUGAGGUGCUGCUGGGAAAAUGAACUUUGGCAAAGGAAAACUACAGACUUAUUUUCAACUCUUGGCAAGGAGCCGUAUCAUGAAGCCCACAUACUGAAAUACAUUUCCGUGGUGGUUUUUGCCCUGAUAUCUCCAGAGCUAAAAAGGCAAAGCAGUCAGACAUCUUAACAAUCAGCCGUUCUUCCUUAUCUGAAGAACUGAAUGUCAGCAGUAACUAAAACUCUGUCCUCCCAGGUUUUUUUUCCCCUGCUGUUGCUGAUUUCAGGGCAUCCAGUGCUAUGGCCCCUUAAGCCCAACCCAGCCAGGGAGCAUCAUCUGCAGCUGUAGCAGCAGUUGAGCACAGAGGCCUGCAUGCAGUGGAGGCCGAAAGGUGUUGGGGGGAGGGUGACGAGAAGGUGUGUCUGCUCUGCCUGUCCUUGGAUGAGAGAAUCUUGGGUGGGCAGAGAGACCCUAGGGCAGGAACUGAAUUGGAAUGUGAGUGAAUUAUGUGCCUAACCAGAGGUCUCCUCCCUCCUACACAGAGGGAAGAACCUCUGCUCCUUAGACCUGCAAUCAGCUGAGAAGGCCAUAGCUUCUGUCACUUGACUAGUUCUUGCUUUUCACGGAGGUGGAUUUUCUUUCCCGUGUCGUCUUGGGCACCCUUCCCAUCCCCCAGGCCUGUGGGGGCACAUGCUAUACAGUUCCUCCCUAGGGAAGGUAGGUACUGAGUGGUGCCCAAAUCUCUACUGAGUUGGGCUGGGCUGAUGAGUAACCUGCUCAGAGACACCUCCAGGGUCACUUGCUGGAUGUACUCACUGCCUAAAGUCCACAGGCACUUAAAAACAGCUCAGCUGGUUCCAUCUGAGAGCUGUGCGGGCCAUCCUGCAGAUGUUUGAGAAUUAGCCUGUCCUCUGGGAGGAAAAAGUGCCACUUUAGCUGCCUUCAGUCCAUCAGGGACCUGAGCUUGUGUUCAGACCAAAUUGUAAAAACCUGAGUGAGUGUAUGUCAUAACCAAUGUGUGUCUACACAAAGCUCCUACUGUUUCUGAGGUCUAAUGGUUCAGUCCUCAGUGAGUUAAAAAACACCAGUAGAACGUAGCAAGGCUGUGACGACCAUAGAUGGGGAACUCCUGGAGUUAGGAAGAUGAAGAGCUAGGCUGCCAGUGAGACCUGCACAGUGUGGGUGGAAGAUGGCUGUCUGUGGAGAAGAGAAGUUCUCCGAGGAUGAGGCCAGCUUUCUUCAGGCUGUCACAUGGAGGAAUGUGGUCUGAGCAGUGGUCCUAACUGUGACCUUGAGCUGCCAGAAUGUCCCCCUCCUGUUUUUUUUCCCUAUCCUGGUUGUCUUAAUAUUUUCUAUCUACUUUGGUCUAUUUAAUCCCAGUCCAAAAAUGACAGGGCUGCCUUAAUCCACUGGGACUUCCUAGUGAAGGUGUAUAGAAAAUUUUUUUCUUUAGUAAUUUUGCUAACAUGCUCAGUGUUCAUUUCUAUGUUAGCAAAGGAAUAGUCUAAGAAAAAGGUACUGUGGUAGAUUUAAAGGGGAAUGAACAAAAUGCUGCUGGAAGACUUGUUAAUUUCCAGCUAUUACAAAAAUAUACGAAUGGGAAGUGAGAGUAAACCCUAGAAUAUGAUUUUGGGCCUUUGUCCUUGAGACAGCUGAUAGACUUGACCGCUGCACUUGAGGCUGGAGAUCCCAUGCCCACUGAAGUCGUUAACUCUAGCUCUGACCUCUACUGAUUUCUUAAGAAUGAGGGCUGCUUUGAAGGUGCUGUUGCAGGAAUUCAUUUAGCUGAUGUGUGUUCAAGUGACCUGUUGUCCAGGGCUCCAGCUGUACCCACCCGAUUGCAUUAGCAGAGGGUAAGGCUAACAGUUAAAAGUGGGCCCUGGGCUGUGGAGCGAAAUGACUGACUCUCCAUUUGGAGUUGUGGAAAAUAUGGCAGGAGUCCCAGCUGUUUAAUUUCUAGUCAUUUUCUAAGAACAUUUGUUCUAAGUCGAGGUUACUGAUGAGAUGUCUGGAGGGCAGGACCAGAAUGUGAGAGGCUUCUAGCAGGUAUAGGAGGCUGUGCUCUUAAGCCUCUGACUGAAAUACCAGUGUCCCUGCCCCCAGCACAUAACCACACUGACGCUUUGGUCCUCUCCAUUGAGUGAAGUUUACCUGCUGCACAUUUGUGCAGUAACAGCUGCCUCCCUGGUUGAACGGGGCUCUUUUAGGCUAGGCAGUUGUUCAGAGACAUGAGGGGAAAGGGGAAAGGUACCCUCUGAAAUGGGAAUUACAAAGUUUUUAAAUGCUGCUACUGUAUUUUAUUUACCACUGUCUUUUCUAUAAUAUCCAAGUUCUUAGUCAGGUUUUCUUACAGCGUUCAUAGCAGUUGCAUUUCAAUUGUAUUUUCAGUGAAAUUUGUUUUACAGUGGCAUUUAAAAUUGAACUUUAACUGCUUCCUGAUUGGUUUGAUUUUUUUUUUUUUUAAUGCAAACUUAACCCGUGAGGCUUGGAUCCUGGUUAAUAUACUAUGUGUUGCUGCUGACAGUAGUGCUUGCCUAUUGUAACAGCAUUGAUUGUGCUGAAGCCUCGGUGUAAACUAAAUAAACGUGUCAUUUUCACCCACAAA